GACUUCAGUAGUUGCUUACUUUGCUUAUUGUCAACAAUGUAUUUUAUUUUUUUAACGUUUAUCACCAUCGUAAAUGGACAUUCCGUACCUUUGGAUCGUGUUAGAGGUUGGAAUUAUUUGAAUCUUCACUGCAGAGAUAACGAAAAUAGACCUGUUGGAUGGUGGUACAUUUACAAGCCUCCUAGUGACAUUGCGCCAUACUUAGAAUUAGGACGUAACUUUACUUAUAUCACUUCAAGAAACGCUGGCAGAUGGCAACCUUCUAGCAAAUACAUUACUGCCAAUUCUAUGUUGCAGCACACGUUGUCUCCUAUUUAUAGGCCGACGUACACAGAUUACCUAGCGGUGGCAGUUUACGAGCCGCGCUCGACAUCGGAGGCCCGCGGCGUGCUGUUGGCUGACGAGGUCGGCGGUGUUUGGAUAGGGCAUACCGUACCCGGCUUGAUCCACAUGCGCGGUUAG
Molecule: messenger RNA, 462 nt
Organism: Papilio machaon (common yellow swallowtail)
Lineage: Eukaryota; Metazoa; Arthropoda; Insecta; Lepidoptera; Papilionidae
Product: deoxyribonuclease-2-alpha-like
Exons: 3
Coding region: 37-462 (141 amino acids)
Biological process (GO): apoptotic DNA fragmentation
Molecular function (GO): deoxyribonuclease II activity
Source: RefSeq, a predicted model, not a curated record